AAAUUCCUUCCUAAAAAUGGACGACGACACACCCUCCUGAAUGUCCCCUUCCACUCAGGCAAAGCUUCAGUUCACAAUCCAAGGCCUGAUCAACUCAUUCGGGUUCUUCCUUCUACUAUCUUCAAGUGAGAGCAUAGCUCUCUUCUUUGGCCAGAAGAACCUGGUACCGAUGCUUACAUUUUCAGCCAGUUUUGGGAAUGUAGUGAUACUGUUUAUAAACGCCAUAUGGCUGGUGAAGUACUCACCCAGGCUGAGACUUCUUUGAAACGCGACAUUUAUGUUUAUAGGCUAUGCUAUUAUCACUAUAGGAUGAUUCAUUAACUUCUAUUUUGUAAUUUUUGGAGCACUCUUUGUGGGAAUUGGAUCUGCAUGGGGCCAGGUUAUACAUUAUGGAUUCAUUCGGAGGUUCCCUUCAGAAUACGUAGGCCCAUUCAGCUCAGGAACAGGCAUGUGUGGGCUAUUUUCAAGCAUGCUUUAUAUGAUCCUGAAUGAUUAUGGAGUUGCAGACUGGGUUAUCUUUGCCUGCCUAAUGCCUCUUGCUAUAAUCUAUGCCUUUAAUUUCUUGGAGUUGCACAAUCUUUAUGAAAACAGUAGAUCAUUCAAUUAUUUGUUAUCAGAAAUGACAAACUCGAAUGAAUGGAGUGAAGAUUUAUCCCAAGAUUACAAAGAUUCAGAAGAAGAUAAAGUAGAGACUAAGAAUCAAACAGUAUGGCAGGCAUAUUGGAUUGACCCCUGGAAUCACCCUCUGAUUUUCCUUCUGUACUUCUUUGAGUACAUUAUUAUCACCUGCUUCUUUGACAGAUUGGCACAACUUAGGAAUUCUUUCGAGAGUGAUGUGUACUUGGAAAGAAAUCUAUACACUGUAAGCCAGUUUUUGUACCAAGUAGGGGUUCUAACUGCUAGAUCUACUCUAUACUGUUAUAAAUCAAAAGCGACUGGUAAAAUCUCUAUUGUUAUGUUUAUCCUCUGCAUUGUCUAUUUUGGAUUCGCUCUUUGGUAUGUAGAUGUUGAUAGAUACAUCCUCCUGAUUCUCGCCCUCUUCACUGGACUUUUUGGAGGAUGGGGCUACCUCUUUUCUUAUUACAGAGUUCUUGAUGAUUCAAGAGUUACCAAAGAGAACAGAGAGAUUUUGAUAAAUUAUCUUGCAGUAUGAGCAGACUUCGGGAGCUUUAUUGCCACUGGGUUAGCUACGAUAAUUAGUAAUACAAUUUUAGAAGUGUAA
This is a messenger RNA of Moneuplotes crassus, 1222 nucleotides long. The record is from the annotation of a GenBank genome assembly. Lineage: Eukaryota; Ciliophora; Spirotrichea; Euplotida; Euplotidae.